AAAGCCAAAAAUGUCUCUUAACAUACAAAGUUCCAGCUUUCGCUUCUAACAAUUGUUAUGUAGACUUGAAAUGAAAUUGACAAACUGUCGAUUCAUUUCAAUCCCGAACCCAUUUCAAUGAAGCUCCCUCCAUCUUGCCCCGCACUCUUCAUCCAGUCUGAAUUCGUGUAGCGGUGAUGGGUCGUCGUCGAGUGGAGGCCAACCACCAAAAAAGAAAGAUGAACAUCCAACUUGGAACAACAAAAUACACCCGGUCACGUGACUGACUCUCAUCUCGGAAUACAGGCCUGGCUGACGACCUGCCUUACUAAACCGUGGGCCUAGGACACUUUUUCCAUAUCAUCCAUCCAUCCAAAGUGCAGUCCCCGACUAGACGCCAAGAAGGUGUAUUCUCCGAGUGGAUCUCUCGAUUGUAUCGGGACUCGAGCCCUGGUCGUCAUGACGACCGACCAUUCGACCGAUUACUACCAAAUCUUGAGCGUGAGUCCCCACGCCGAUCGAGCCACGAUCAAGGCCCAAUAUCAAAAGCUCAUCCUGGUCCAUCAUCCGGACAAGCAAACCCAUCCAGCCUCCGAUCCCGACCUAGCUCAAGCUAUCCUUCGAGCGUGGCAAGUCUUGGGCGACGAGAGAUCCCGCAAACGUUACGAUGCCUGGUUAACUGCGCAAGAAUCCUCGUUAUCGGGACAGACAGUUUGGAAAACUGUAUUCUUGGCUGAGUUGGAUCGGAUCGAGGCCGAGGGCACCUAUCCAGGACAAUGGUCCCUGGGGUGUCGUUGUGGGGACCGAUUCGCCUUUUCCGACGAAGACCUUCGUCACAUUGAGGAGGACCAGCUCACGAUCGAGUGCGACUCCUGCUCGCUAGUUUUGGUUGUCUGGUUAUGGGGCGAACAGCAACACCGUUGAGGACUGAAUGAAGAGGCGAAUCCACGCAGUAGUCAGAAUACACUCGGAAAACAGUCAGAGUAAAUACACUCGGACGUACGCAUGGAUCUAGGCGGGCUGAAGCCAUUCGGGACCAGAAGAGGGAAAGGCAUGCGUGAAUGAUAUAAUCGGCACGGACAAACGAGUUGAAAAGAAGGGCUCGGCUCAAAGUACAAAUUGCAACGUUACAACCUGCGGCCUGGCACAAUACACAAUAACAAAGAUGACAUAAUCAAUGAUCAAAAUACUUUAAUGGAAAAUAAAAAAAAGAGAUAAACCCCAGACUAUCCGUGUAUGUUAAAGGGAUCUUUGUGUAUCCGGCGGACUUUUUCUUUGCGUUUGCGCUCUUUCUUGGCUCCGGCUUUAACACCUCGCACGUGGAAUCCGGCCGAUACUUUCAAUUCGGGGAACGAAUCCACGAUGGACAGUUCGUAUUCAUCGAUCACGUUGACGCGAGCCUCGGCCAACGAGGGCUGAUACGCCUCACGCGUCAUGUUGGGCGGCGCUUGACAGUACAAGAGCUUGCCUAGGACAUAGUCCUUGAGCAUCACGCGGGCUGCCCGGGCUUGAUCCGGCACGCCUCCCGGCUUCAUGAAGCCGCGCAUGAGCCCGUAGGCCGAAAGAAUCUGCAUACUUUCGGAUUUGCGCUCGUGCUUCUUGGCUUCGCGUACGGAAAACGGCAUGAUCCCGUAGUGUGUCUGGAUGUAAUGGAAGGGCAAUUUGGUCAUGAGAAGGUCCACGCUGGUCAAAUAAUCCGUCAGGUUGUCGAUGGGCAAGAUCCCGGCCAGUACCAUAUCGGCUUUGGUCAUGUUCAAGUUGGGGAUGACCAAGCCCGGUCCGUCGACCAAGAUGACCUCGCCCUUGAGCACGUGAGUCUGGUAGUGCUUGGUCUUACCGGGCGUAGCAGACACUUGGAGGCGGGUGUUGGUCAAAAAACGAUUGAUCGUGGAACUCUUGCCCACAUUGGGGUAACCCAGGAAGCCUACGGUGAGAGGCGAGGCCGAGCUUUGGGCUUGGAGGGUCUGCAGCACUUCUUGUGGACUCAGGAUCCGGGCCCGAUUGAAGCAUAGC
Messenger RNA from Tigriopus californicus, 1992 nucleotides. Its product is annotated as dnaJ homolog subfamily C member 24-like. Gene Ontology annotation, biological process: positive regulation of ATP-dependent activity. Gene Ontology annotation, molecular function: ATPase activator activity; ferrous iron binding. The transcript has a single exon. Lineage: Eukaryota; Metazoa; Arthropoda; Copepoda; Harpacticoida; Harpacticidae. Bases 439 to 903 code for a protein of 154 amino acids. The record is from RefSeq and is a predicted model, not a curated record.